Molecule: messenger RNA, 4547 nt
Organism: Stylophora pistillata
Lineage: Eukaryota; Metazoa; Cnidaria; Anthozoa; Scleractinia; Pocilloporidae
Product: serine/threonine-protein kinase Nek9
Biological process (GO): protein phosphorylation
Molecular function (GO): ATP binding; protein kinase activity
Source: RefSeq, a predicted model, not a curated record
UAGGCGUCUCCAUCAGCUGGUUCCUGUUUAACACUUUGCUGCAAAUUAUGCUCGCAUAAAGAUGGUUUCUAGUUUUUUAAGAAGGGAAUAGUUAUCAUUUUUUUCCGUGAGAUAUCAAGUUUGAUCGUUUCCUUCCGUCUUGAUGAUGGCGGACGAAUCGUUCACUGAUGGCAGAGCAUCGGAAGAACCAUACACAAGGGUACGGACCCUGGGACGUGGGGCGUUCGGCGAGGCAGUUUUGUAUCGCAAAACAGAGGACAAUGUACUUGUUGUCGUAAAGGAAGUGAACUUGAGCCGGGCAACUGACAAGGAGAGAGUAGAUGCAGAGAAAGAAGUGGAAAUUCUGUCCUUGCUAAAUCACACCAAUAUUGUAACAUAUUUUAAUCAUUAUAUCGAUGGUACAUCACUGCUCAUCGAGAUGGAAUAUUGUAAUGGUGGAACUCUGAAUGACAAGAUAUGUAGUCAAAAAGAAUUAUUUGCUGAAGAGAUUGUGAUCUGGUAUUUCUUUCAAAUUUGUUCUGGAAUGAGUCAUAUUCAUGACUGUGGUGUUGUUCACAGAGAUAUCAAGACCUUGAACAUCUUCCUGACUAAAUCUGGACUAGUUAAACUUGGAGACUUUGGCAUAGCAACUGUAUUAAAAAGCUCUAAAGAAUACAUGGCAGAAUCUGUUGUUGGAACACCAUAUUACAUGUCACCAGAGAUCGUCCAGGGACAAAAGUAUAACCAAAAGAGUGACAUGUGGGCUUUGGGUUGUGUCUUGUAUGAGAUGCUCACUUUGAAAAAAGUGUUUGAUGCAACUAAUCCUCUUAGAUUAGUGUCUGAAAUAGUGAAGGGGAAAUAUGAAGAUAUUGAUCCACAGUACACUCAAGACAUGAAUGGCCUAGUUAAAGUCCUGCUGUCACAUAGCCCGGAAGACAGGCCAACAAUCAGUGGAGUUCUUGCUAUGCCUUUGUUGAGUAAUUUAGGAAGAGAGAUGGAAAAAAAAGUUUGGGAACUAAAUUCUUCAACCAGGAGGGCCAGGCUAGUCAGUGGAACAACUGAAGUUGUACCUGUGAUUACAGCCAAAACCAAAUGCUCAUGGCGGUAAAAAGAUGGUGGGACAGUUAGGACAUGGAGAUACCGCUUCAUAUCGCAUUCCAAAACCAGUUGAAGCUUUGCAUGGAAUUCCCAUCAAACAAGUGGGCUGUGGAGAUGAAUUUACCGCAUGCGUCACAGAGGAAGGUACUUUGUACACUUUUGGGUCCGACUACUGGGGCUGCAUCGGUUGCAACAACGAGUUGGACGAAGAAGUCGUUACGCCGUACAAAGUGGAAUUCUUUGCUGACAAUCCUGUGUCACAAAUAUCGUGUGGAGAGUGCCAUGUUGUAGUUGUUACGGUUUCAAAAGAAGUUUAUUCGUGGGGCUGUGGCGAGUACGGUCGUUUGGGCCAUGGUGACGAAGACGAUUGUGCGGCCCCUCAAAAGGUGGCCGUACCAUCGCAGUGUACGGUUGUGUCAGUUUGCUGUGGCUCAGAUUUCACGUUCUUGCAGACCUCAACUGGACGACUGUUGGGUUUUGGUAACAAUGAGGAAAAUCAGCUAGGACUUGAUACACCACAAUCACUCAGGAAAAGACAAACUAAGUCGGCCACAGGUCACUUGCCAUACGUCACGCGUCCUAAACCUGUUAUGCCUCUUAACAAGUACAGUAUAACUUCUGUUUCAGCCGGGAGAUCACACUCAGCUGUCAUAGACGCCUACGGCCGGCUGGUAACAGUGGGGUCCAACCGGUUCGGGCAGUUAGGAGUGGGGGAUUUCAAGCCCCGCGCGGGGCCUUCUAUCAUUAGAGGGGAAAUGGUCGGUAAAAGGGUUGUACAUGCUGCGUGUGGAGAUGACUUCACAGUGGUGGCAACCGCAGACAAUCAGAUCUACUCGUGGGGUAGGGGUGACAAUGGUCGACUUGGUGUAUUGACUGACAGUCUCGCACGCGCCAAGGGUGGAAUCCCGUGUACAGCUGUCCCGAGGCCGAUCUUUGGCGCCCUACACGUGAUGUCCUGCGUGGCGUGCAGACACUGGAAUUCUCUCAUCGUUGCAGAACGUGUCCUCAGUUCGCGGACUGUCAAACGUGGAGGGUCUCAAGGGCGAUCUCUAGAGUCCCAGUCGUCGGGUGACAACGGCGGAGAUUCAGUCUUUUCGGAGCAGAUGGGAUUAGUCAUCAAUCAUGACAGUGGCGCCAACCACCCGAAUGUCCACUUCAGCGAGACUAAGGACUCAGGUGUGGGCCGCUCGCCUCGAGACCCUGGACCCGGCGUAAGGAGUGUGGGAGAGAGCAGUGUGCCACCAGCCUGGCUCCAGGAUGAACUUGACCAGGCGGAGUACAUUUCCAUCGGCUCAAGCAACUCACACAGCUCGAGCAGGAGCCCGUCCCAGGCAAACGCAUCCAGUAGUGGACGUAGUUUGUCCAAUUCCGAGAGCAGUGUCCCAGCCUGGCUCAGAAAUGAACUCCGUGAAGCUGAGUAUAUUCCCAGACAUGGCCCGUCGCCAACCCCUUCUCCAAACAAAUAUGAAAUAUCAAUGACUUCAGUAGAGAUUCAGUGUGAUCUCCUGCCAGGCGAUGUUCAAGAAAUGGCAGCUCGGCUUUUAACACUUGAGCAGGAGAAUUCAAAGCUUAGAGAAACUUUAGCUCAGCAAAGUGCCAAAAUGAGGAUUCUAAAGCAAGAGAAUGCUACUUUCGUCACAAACCAGAAGAGGUUCUGGGAAUUAAUUGAUUCGUGGCACAAAGAUUGUCAACAGGACUCUCCUCUGACUGCCGCUAAUAAAACGGAUAAGCGCAGUAGCGGUCCAGCUCACAACUUUACCGACUCCUCUGAUGAAACUUGGGAUGUAUGAUAUGCCAGUGGAUAUAGUGCGUAUUUCCCUCGGACUCCAGAAAAGGGGUUUGUGACUCCUGAAGCUGGUUAAGUGCUAGACUUCCUACAUAGACUGAGUUUAUUAGUAGCGAGCACGGUAUUCCAAACCCUGACAGCAUAGGUAGUGAUAUUUUCAAUAUGAUAAUUUUCUGUCUUACUCGAUGCUGGGGCAAAUUUAUUUCCUCAGUCAGAUUAGUUGAGAUUGCGCAUAUUGAUUAAGGCUGUGUGAACCCGAGUCUCAAUGGCUGUGCAUUGGUAGGGAAAGUUAUUCUGUAGCUCUCUGUCACACGAGGUUAGAAGGUCACGACCUCCCAGUGUAACCGUUUGCUUAAUAUUUUUUUGUGCCGUUGCACGUCUUCGCCAAGUUUCCAUAGUUCUUGCAUUAACUUGUCACACUUUCGUAGUGGUAGCAAGAUAUGUGCUAAUCAGUCAUGCAAUCACGUGACUAAGCUAUAUGCCCACAAGAAGUGAAUUUAGGGUGGCACACAAAUGGCAAGGUCUUAUUUUAGCUAUUUGAGAGAUAACUUGCUCGAAGUUGAAAACUAGCCUUAUCAAUCAAUCCAAAAAUACUAGGAACGUGAGAGCGCGUGACUGAUCGAGUAUGGGUAGAAGUACAAUUGACAUCUUUAAGGAAACUUUCUGACUCUCAGUGAUGUAGUUUGCGAUCAGACCCUCAUCACUAGCUAGAAUUGCGAGGCGAGUGAUUUUCUGUCCGCGAGAAGAUUGGAGACGAGUCUGGUAAAGGCCUGCGGAGGGUCUGGCACUCAAUAUCAGUGUUAGACUUCUUGCAGAACUUCCACUGGCUAGUGUUCCUUAAGGCCUCAAACUUAGUCGCGGGUGAAGAAACGUUCGCACCGAAGUCCGAUGAUAAGCAUUUGCUCUUAGGCUGUCAGUGAUGUGGUCAUGCAUUCAAAACAAGAUUUUGGUUGCAACGAACAGUCUAUUUGAAUUUAUUUAAGUUACUGGAAUGUCUCUUGGAAAUUGAGACAAACGCAUCGGCGUUUUAUUUAUCGUAUUAUAUAUUUAAGAAUGAACUUUAGGUUGUACAAUUCUCUUCAGUAAUAUAUUUUUGGGAGAAACGAAAACGUUAAUCAAGAGGGAAAGGUGUUUAUUUUAUUGUAGAACGCGGAAGUAAAUUUUAUUUGUUCGAGAAUGAAUGAAUACUAAACAUGUAUAAAUAUCAUAAACAACUGUACGAGUGGAAACAAUAACCACUUUAUUUAUCUUAAAAUGGCUGUCCCUAGAGCACGUGUUGAUAGUCGACUAUAGAUUGCAUUUGAAAACACAUUACUUGACGGGGGAAUUCCGCGUCAAAUCAGUUUUCAGGUGCAAUUUAACGCGGAAUUCCCUCGUCAGGUAAUUGAUUUCCCUUGAAUCGCAUAAUUUGAGAAAAAUAAGAAAAAAAGAAAACAGCAAUGAUAUAGUUUGUUUUAUCCCGAGCGCAAAACAAGAGAUACGAAACAAUCUCUCUUAGCCUAGUUUUCACCGCGCAGAUCCACGCUAAAUAUCUCGCUUCGUUAACUAAUGAGAAUGCAAGAUUUUAUUCAAGUAUGCGAUUCUAAUAUUUAUUCAUAAUUAGUCAAUCUGUAAAAUGGGUCAAACCUCGUUGUAGAUUUAUUUAUUCGACAGAAUGAUUAAGAAUAAAUUGAAUUAAAUUGUC